This is a messenger RNA of Dipodomys ordii (Ord's kangaroo rat), 2231 nucleotides long. It is a transcript of the gene Brf1, whose product is annotated as BRF1, RNA polymerase III transcription initiation factor 90 kDa subunit. The record is from RefSeq and is a predicted model, not a curated record. Gene Ontology annotation, biological process: transcription by RNA polymerase III; transcription preinitiation complex assembly; DNA-templated transcription initiation. Gene Ontology annotation, cellular component: transcription preinitiation complex; transcription factor TFIIIB complex; nucleus. Gene Ontology annotation, molecular function: RNA polymerase III general transcription initiation factor activity; RNA polymerase III type 3 promoter sequence-specific DNA binding; TBP-class protein binding. NCBI's taxonomy places the organism in Eukaryota, Metazoa, Chordata, Mammalia, Rodentia, Heteromyidae. The transcript is spliced from 17 exons. The coding region runs from base 157 to 1884 and encodes 575 amino acids.
GGUAAGACCCCAACCCUAGGCGGUGGCUUCCAUGUGAACUUGGGGAAGGAGUCAAGAGCACAGACACUGCAAAACGGGCGACGCCACAUCCACCACCUGGGGAGCCAGCUGCAACUGAACCAGCACUGUCUGGACACAGCCUUCAACUUCUUCAAGAUGGCUGUGAGCAAGCAUCUGACCCGAGGCCGGAAGAUGGCGCACGUGGUUGCCGCCUGCCUCUACCUGGUCUGCCGCACAGAAGGCACACCGCACAUGCUCCUCGACCUCAGUGACCUGCUCCAGGUAAACGUGUAUGUGCUGGGAAAGACGUUUCUUCUUUUGGCGAGGGAGCUCUGCAUCAACGCGCCAGCCAUAGAUCCAUGCCUAUACAUCCCACGCUUUGCCCACCUGCUGGAGUUUGGAGAGAAGAACCAUGAAGUGUCCAUGACAGCCUUGAGGCUCCUGCAAAGGAUGAAGAGAGACUGGAUGCACACAGGCCGGCGUCCCUCCGGCCUCUGUGGCGCAGCACUUCUGGUUGCUGCCCGAAUGCAUGACUUCCGGAGAACUGUGAAAGAAGUCAUCAGUGUGGUCAAAGUAUGUGAAUCCACGCUGCGGAAGAGGCUCACAGAAUUUGAGGAUACGCCCACCAGUCAGCUGACCAUUGAUGAGUUUAUGAAGAUUGAUUUGGAAGAGGAAUGUGAUCCACCGUCGUACACAGCUGGACAAAGGAAGCUGCGCAUGAAGCAGCUUGAACAAGUCCUGUCCAAAAAACUGGAGGAAGUUGAAGGUGAAAUAUCCAGUUACCAGGAUGCCAUUGAGAUUGAACUAGAAAACAGCCGGCCAAGGCCAAAGGGAGCCCUUGCCAACUUGUCGAAGGAUGGUUCUGCCGAGGAAGCCACAUCUAGCCCGUUGGGUGAAGAAGAUGCUGAGGAUGAAGAGCUGGAGGCUGCCGCCAGCCACAUGAACAAAGACUUUUACCAGGAACUCCUAGGUGGUGGUGGCAGCAGUUCAGAAGCAGAAGAAAGCACUGAGGGGGGUGGCAGGCCCCUGGCCUUGGAGUCCCUGCUUGGUCCCCUGCCCACAGCAGCCAGCCUGGGCAUCUCUGAUCCCAUCCGAGAGUGCAUCUCCUCCCCGAGCCUGGACCCCAAGCUCUCCCUAGGUGACACUGAUGUGCACUUUCUUCUAGAAGACACCUCGGAGGAUGGCGAGCUGGACCUCAGUGGUAUUGACGACCUUGAGAUUGACAGAUAUAUCCUGAAUGAAUCCGAAGCCCGAGUGAAGGCGGAGCUGUGGAUGCGGGAGAAUGCAGAGUACCUGCGGGAACAGAGGGAGAAAGAAGAGAGAAUAGCUAAGGAGAAGGAGCUGGGUAUCUACAAGGAGCACAAGCCCAAGAAGUCCUGCAAACGCCGGGAGCCCAUCCUAGCCAGCACCGCAGGAGAGGCCAUCGAGAAAAUGCUGGAGCAGAAGAAGAUAUCCAGCAAAAUCAAUUAUAGUGUACUCCGGGACCUUGACAGCAGGGGUGGGACCAGCCCAAAGAGGGAAGACACUCAGCCUGCAGAGAAAGCCAGUGCCAAGAAGGUACCUCGGAGGAAAACGCCAGCCAGCAGGAGCGGGCCUGACCCUGGAACCAACGUAGGGAAAAGGAUGAAGCCUCUGGUGUCUGCUCAGCCCACUAAGAAGGCAGCCAUAGGAGAGGCCUUGCUCCCAAACUCCCCUGCGCUCGGAGCGGAGCCUGUCAGGCCCUCGGCUGUCCUGGUGGAGAGCGGCCCUGUGUCGUACCACCCUGAUGAGGAGGCAGACGAGGAAGAGGCAGACGAGGAGGAUGGAGAGCCCUGUGUCAGUGCCCUGCAGAUGAUGGGCAGCAAUGAUUAUGGCUGUGAUGCUGAUGACGACGAUGGCUACUGAACACAACCUAUACACCAGGCGGAGUCCUGGCGCUGGAUCUGGAAAGAGCCUAUACACCAGGCGGAGUCCUGGCGCUGGACCUGGAAACACAACCUAUACUCUGGGCUGCGUCCUCGUGCUGGACCUGGAAACACAAUCUCUACACCAGGGGGAGUCCUGGCGCUGGACUUUGAAUAUGUCUGUUGGGGUCAGGGCCUGGGGCCAUGGUUCACAGGUGUGAACACCAAGUCUCAGGUCCAGCUGAGCUCUGUCCCACUGGCUUUGAAGUUAUCUACAGCCACAUGUGGCCUCCGGGGUACCUGCUGUGGGGGUCAGUUUUGAACAAUGUAAGAAAUAUUUUUACCCAG